Molecule: messenger RNA, 2502 nt
Organism: Artibeus jamaicensis (Jamaican fruit-eating bat)
Lineage: Eukaryota; Metazoa; Chordata; Mammalia; Chiroptera; Phyllostomidae
Gene: LRRC57
Product: leucine rich repeat containing 57
Exons: 6
Coding region: 266-985 (239 amino acids)
Molecular function (GO): protein binding
Source: RefSeq, a predicted model, not a curated record
UCGGGCGGAAGCCCGGGAAGCGCGUCCCUGGAGAGAGGGUGUCCCGGGUCCUCCUCUUCAGAGCCCGUUGAUCCGUGGGGUAGGGGGUGCGUCCGGGGUCCCCUGAUCCUGCAUGGGCUCCUAGAACCGUCUAGGCUCGGAACAGCAGCUGCACAGGCAGGGCCAGGUGCUCAGGUUGUCCGUUCUUCCCUUUCUUCCUCGCCACUCUUGAGCUGUCCUACAAGACCCAGGGAUCUGCAGGAGGGACCUGAGCCUCGGCGCUAGGAUGGGAAACAGUGCCCUCCGCGCUCAUGUGGAAACCGCGCAAAAAACCGGUGUCUUUCAGCUUAAGGACCGCGGGCUGACUGAGUUCCCUUCAGAGUUGCAGAAGCUGACGAGCAAUCUCAGGACCAUCGACUUAUCCAACAACAAGAUAGAGAGCCUACCGCCCACGAUCAUAGGGAAGUUCACUCUGCUGAAGAGCCUCUCCUUGAACAACAACAAACUGAAUGUUCUCCCUGAUGAGUUACACAAUCUGAAAAAACUAGAGACACUAAGCUUAAACAAUAAUCACUUGAGAGAACUGCCCUCUACCUUUGGGCAACUGUCUGCCCUCAAGACCCUGAGCCUCUCUGGGAACCAGCUACGAGCGCUACCACCCCAACUUUGUAGCCUGCGGCACCUGGAUGUGGUAGAUCUCUCCAAGAACCAGAUUCGGAGCAUACCUGACAUAGUGGGGGAGCUACAGGUCAUCGAACUUAACCUCAACCAGAAUCAGAUAUCUCAGAUUUCAGUGAAGAUAUCUUGUUGUCCUCGUCUUAAAGUUCUUCGCCUGGAAGAGAACUGCCUUGAGCUCAGCAUGCUUCCACAGAGCAUCCUCAGUGAUUCCCAGAUCUGCCUGCUUGCGGUAGAAGGCAACCUUUUUGAAAUAAAGAAACUUCGAGAACUAGAAGGCUAUGAUAAGUACAUGGAGAGGUUCACGGCCACCAAGAAGAAGUUUGCAUGACGUUCUCCAUGAGCAUGGGAAUCCUCGUAGGACAUUUGGAACCUGUUGCAACCGGCUCAAUCAAAGGCUCUUAUUGUUGUCACAGAUAUCUGCAGUAAGGAGCUGAUACUUCAGAUUAUGUUUUAUUUGAUCUUUUUCCCUUUCCAGGACUUAUCUGAAAUAAGCUAAAAGGAAUCAACAGAUGGGAAAUUUACCCUUUUGAGGCAUGGAUGGGGCAGUGAACAAUGGCCAUCUUCAAAAUCAUCAUUAGUUUGGCUUUAAGAAACCAGUAGCUAGUUGCUAUUUAUACAGUGAGGAGGGGAUGCUGCCUGCUAAUAGCCCCAUAACACAGCUUGAAAUUUCAUGUUUAGUGUCAACAUGUGAGCUUUCAUAAAAUUAGCUGCCCACACAUCCCCCCCCACCCCCCGCCGUUAACAUUUCACAUUUUUAUGAAAUUCAGGUAACUUGUGAGAGGCUGCUAUGGCAAUCUAAGGAUUUCUGUUUUAUUCCAGUCCAUCUGUUAUAUUCCAGUCCAUUUGUUCAACUAUAGUAUUUAUACUUUGACUUUAGGGUCUAUAUAAAUAUGUGACUGUCUUGAGCAAAAGUGUACUUUGUCGGAGAAGCACCAAUACAACACUAAGAGAUGGACCCACAGGCUGCAGUAGCAAAUUCUUGACUAUUGCAGGUGCCUUAUUGGUAGAGGGCUUGGAGAGCUAAAACCAUAUAUGCAAAAUUUGUAAGAUAAAAAAAGAGUUUAAUAAUCAAGAUUUUCCUGAAGCUUUGUUAGAAAUAAUGUCUUAUUUCUGGUAAUCCUUUUCCUCUUUUUGUAUUUAUAAGUCUACUAAUCAAAUUAUCAAAAAAAACUACUGCAGUUAUUUUAAAACAACCUAUGUUUAUCAAAUUUAUUCUCUGAAUGAGAGAAUAUACAAAAUAAAGAAUUUUUAAUGAACUUCAUGGCUGGGAGAAAUGUUCAUCCUUUAAAAGAAGACAGGAGAACUUUAACCUGGAAAGGCCUGUUCUCUAAAGUAAGCUGAUGGGGAAGACGUGGUUCCUGUUCAGGCUGCAUGGGCACUGCGGUGCCUUUACGUGACCGACACUCUGUGGCAGUGGAGCCAUGCUUAUUAGAGAGACUUAAUACAGAGGUACACAGGGAGACGGUUUCAGAUUGUCACUGACACGAACAUUUAGAAAGCUCCCAGUCUGUCAUUUUCUGAAGUUUUGUCUUAGUCAAGGAGCUAUUUACUAUGUAUUGAGUUGUUUUACAAACCUACUUUGACCUUUAAGUCAAGAGAUCAUAAGAGCCUGGUAUUUAUUCUAUUAGAGGAAGUGUCUCUGACUUUUAAUUCUGGUCUGGGGAUUCUAUUUUCCCAUGUUAUUUUCUGUUUCUCAAUUUGGGGAGGAAUAGGAGUACCAGUUUAUCAUUGCUGAGCUUUUUUUAAAAUAAAUUUUUAUGCUUGACUUUAUUGAAUACUGACUGAACAAUUUUCUUUAAAUAUUUUAUAAGUACUUAUCUAAUAAAUCAGAACUUAUAAACUAAA